GCCCGCCACUUCCGGGGCCUCAGUCCCGGGCACGGAGCCGCGAGUCUGAGGCGCUCCGGCCCCGGGACGACCCGGCCAGCCCGGCCGCCGCCCGCGCCGGCCCCGAGCCCUGGCUCCCCCACCUUCCUGAUCAGCCAAGUGGUUAAUGCGGACGGUUAAGAAGCUACGCCUGGACAACAACUCAAACACAGGAAGUUGGAGGAGCUUCUCGCUGAAUUCUGAGAGGGCGGAGAGGAUGGCCACUGGGGUGCCGAUGUCCGACCCAGGCGACACGGUCGAGAUGGAGGACCCGGCAACCCACUUCCAGGUGCAGAAGCACUCGUGGGAAGGGCUCCGGAACAUCAUCCACGGCAGCCGCAAGAACUCGGGCCUGAUCGUCAACAAGGCUCCUCAUGACUUCCAGUUUGUGCAGAAGACAGAUGAGUCAAGCCCCCACUCGCACCGCCUCUACUACCUCGGGAUGCCUUAUGGCAGCCGAGAGAACUCCCUCCUCUACUCUGAGAUCCCCAGGAAGGUCCGGAAAGAGGCUUUGCUGCUCCUGUCUUGGAAGCAGAUGCUGGACCAUUUCCAGGCCACGCCCCACCACGGGGUCUACUCUCGCGAGGAGGAGCUGCUGCGGGAGCGGAAGCGCCUGGGCGUCUUCGGCAUCACCUCCUAUGACUUCCACAGCGAGAGCGGCCUCUUCCUCUUCCAGGCCAGCAACAGCCUCUUCCACUGUCGGGACGGGGGCAAGAAUGGCUUCAUGGUGUCCCCCAUGAAGCCAUUGGAAAUCAAGACCCAGUGUUCUGGGCCCCGGAUGGACCCCAAGAUCUGCCCUGCCGACCCCGCCUUCUUUUCCUUCAUCAACAACAGUGACCUGUGGGUGGCCAACAUUGAGACAGGCGAAGAGCAGCGGCUGACUUUCUGCCACAGGGGCUUAUCCAAUGUUCUCGAGGACCCCAAAUCUGCAGGCGUGGCCACCUUCGUCAUCCAGGAAGAAUUCGACCGCUUCACCGGCUACUGGUGGUGUCCCACAGCCUCCUGGGAAGGUUCAGAAGGCCACAAGACACUGCGAAUCCUGUAUGAGGAAGUCGAUGAGUCCGAGGUGGAGGUCAUUCACGUGCCUUCUCCUGCACUAGAAGAAAGGAAGACAGACUCGUACCGAUACCCCCGGACAGGUAGCAAGAAUCCAAAGAUCGCCUUGAAGCUGGCCGAGUUUCAGACUGACAGUCAAGGCAAGAUCGUCUCGACCCAAGAGAAGGAGCUGGUGCAGCCCUUCAGCAUGCUCUUCCCCAAGGCGGAAUACAUCGCCCGGGCCGGGUGGACCCAAGACGGCAAAUACGCCUGGGCCAUGCUCCUGGAUCGGCCCCAGCAGCAGCUCCAGCUCGUCCUCCUGCCCCCAGCCCUGUUCAUCCCCACCACCGAGAAUGAGGAGCAGCGGGAGGCCUUCGCCAGAGCCGUGCCCAGUAAUGUCCAGCCGUACGUGGUGUACGAGGAGGUCACCAACGUGUGGAUCAAUGUUCAUGACAUCUUCUACCCCUUCCCCCAAUCAGAGGGUGAGGACGAGCUCUGCUUCAUCCGCGCCAACGAAAGCAAGACCGGCUUCUGCCACUUGUACAAGGUCACCACCACGUUACAGCCUAAUGGGUACGACUGGAGCGAGCCCUUCAGCCCCGGGGAAGAUGAAUUUAAGUGCCCUGUCAAGGAGGAGAUUGCGCUGACCAGCGGUGAAUGGGAGGUUUUGGCCAGGCAUGGCUCUAAGAUCUGGGUCAACGAGGAGACGAAGCUGGUGUACUUCCAGGGCACGAAGGACACGCCCCUGGAGCACCACCUCUACGUGGUCAGCUACGAGUCCGCCGGUGAGAUUGUGCGCCUCACCACGCCCGGCUUCUCCCACAGCUGCUCCAUGAGCCAGAAUUUCGACAUGUUCAUCAGCCACUACAGCAGUGUGAGCACACCACCCUGUGUGCAUGUCUACAAGCUGACCGGCCCCGAUGAUGACCCUCUACACAAGCAGCCUCAGUUCUGGGCCAGCAUGAUGGAGGCAGCCAGCUGCCCCCCCGAUUAUGUGCCCCCGGAAAUCUUUGACUUCCACACGCGGUCUGAUGUGCGGCUCUACGGCAUGAUCUACAAGCCGCAUGCUGUGCAGCCAGGGAAGAAGCACCCCACUGUCCUCUUCGUGUACGGAGGCCCCCAGGUGCAGCUGGUCAAUAACUCCUUCAAGGGAAUCAAGUAUUUGCGGCUCAACACGCUGGCGUCCCUGGGCUACGCUGUGGUUGUGAUUGAUGGCAGGGGCUCAUGUCAGCGAGGUCUUCGGUUUGAAGGGGCCCUGAAAAACCAAAUGGGCCAGGUGGAGAUUGAGGACCAGGUGGAGGGCCUGCAGUUCGUGGCCCAGAAGUAUGGCUUCAUCGACCUGAGCCGGGUGGCCAUCCACGGCUGGUCCUACGGAGGCUUCCUCUCGCUCAUGGGGCUGAUCCACAAGCCUCAAGUGUUCAAGGUGGCCAUCGCAGGUGCCCCGGUCACAGUCUGGAUGGCCUAUGACACAGGGUACACGGAACGUUACAUGGACGUCCCGGAGAACAACCAACUUGGCUAUGAGGCGGGCUCCGUGGCCCUGCACGUGGAGAAGCUGCCCAACGAGCCCAACCGCCUGCUCAUCCUGCACGGCUUCCUGGAUGAGAACGUGCACUUUUUUCACACAAACUUUCUCGUCUCCCAGCUGAUUCGAGCCGGAAAACCUUACCAGCUCCAGAUCUACCCCAACGAGAGACACAGCAUCCGCUGCCCUGAGUCCGGCGAGCACUAUGAAGUCACGCUGCUGCACUUUCUACAAGAAUACCUCUGAGGGCCAUGGCCCUCGGCUGCACACUUAGAGCACAAGUGGUUUCUCCGCCGCUGCCACCACCACCACCACCACCACCACCAGUGAGACCAGGCGGGAGGACCGAGUGGCCUUGCAGCCCCCACCCUGCAGUGCCCUCGCCGCAGCCCCUGCUGGACCGCCCAGGCCCCAGAGCCACCGCCUUCAUGUCCCGACGUCUUUUAUCAGUUUAAAAAAUGCUCCUGGGUUCUUUGCCAGUUGCUUCUUGGUUGCCAAGACGGAGAGAUAUGGCUGACACCCCCAGGGCACUUCCUGAAGCCAUCCCCUCUCCCCGCUGUCUGGGAGCAGGACGCCUGAACUCCGCUGGGCACUGGAGCCGUUGGGUCUGCCUCCUGCGCCCUGGCCCACCACCGCGUCCAGCCCAGAAGCAUGCGAUUGGUUGCCUUUUCUCCUAACCAGCCCCAUUUCCUACUUGUGUUUUGUUUUUGGGGACAUUUUUCAUAAUUAUUUAAAAGACAGAAAGCAAGGGGUGCUGAAAUCUAGAAUUGGGGUCUGCCGCUGAGUAACGGGGUCCAGCCCAGCCAGCACCCGCCUCUUUCGAAGCCCAGAGUGGGGAGCGGUGGCCAGCAGGUAUGAGCAAUGCACACGGUGCAGGGCAGCCUCCUGGGCCCGCCUUUCCCCAGCUUUUAGGCAGGCUCCGACCUUGUUCAGCUUCGGUCUCUGCUGGCCAGCGGCUGCUGCCCACCCCGUCCCUCCAGCCACGUGUCUGCCUGGCCCACACAGACCAGAUUCCGGGGUUGGGAGGGGAACCAUCCCCACCUCAGGGUUAUCUUUACUCCUUCCUUUCCCUCCCUGCCAAGAGUUCUGCCAGGGGCGGGCAAAAAAACAAAACAAAAAAAACCCAGAAACAAACCACCUCUACAUAUUAAGGAAAGAAAAUAUUUUUGUCAAUUCUUAUUCUUUUAUAAUUAUGCGUGUAAGAAGUAGGCUCAUUAAACGAUUCCAGAUGGAAGCGUUGCCACCUGCCUGCGUUUCCUUCUAAGCCCUGGGGAUGGGGAUGAGGGCCUUUUGGAGUGUGCAGGGUCUCGGAGGUGGCAGAGCCAAAGGCAUGGCGGUCUUUGUAGUGAGCCCUGGACGCCUUGGCACAAAAGAGGGAGGGACACCAUGCCCUGGCUGGAAGGUGCCCUGCUCCUCAGAGUGGUCCAGUGAGGACAGUCCCCACAGUCCUGAUAUGUCACUCAGGAUCAGCAUAGGAUGUGGAGGGCGGUAUAGCCAGCCCCCCAGGCUUUCCCAGGGCAACAGCACAACCCAAGGUACAGCAUCCUUCUGGCUGAAUGCUCUGUGGGCCACCAUUACUUCCUUUUGCACUGUGCUUGUCCAGAGACGUGAGCCCGUGUUUCAGGCAUCAGGAAACCCCCCCUUCAUGUUUGUGCCGACAGCAGAGAGAUCCAGGGGGAGACGGUGCCUGUGGAUGUGGCACGCAGGGUGUUUGAGUUUCUGACAGCAGAAUGGCCUUGCCGAGUGCAGUCAUCCUCUCCAUCCUUUGGGAAGCUCUGCCUUUAUUUUUAAUUGCUUAAAAAAUAAGUACAAAAGGCUAUAGGGAGGAAAGAUGCCCUUCGUCCCAAGUCUCUAUUUUUAAUAGCUGCAUUCUAUUCAGCUUUGUGAAUGGUCUAUAAGUUAUUUUGCUAGGAACCUAUCAAGGAAUAAUAAAAGUUAUUCUGGACUUUUUAUAUUAAUCAGUGUAAGGGUCAGCUGGCCUCCUCUGUAAAGAGCCAGGUAGUAAAUAUUUUGGGCUUUAUAGACCAGAUAGUCAGUGUUCCAACUACUCAACUUCACCCUUGUAGUUCAAAAGCAGCCACCAAUGAUAUGUAAAGUGUAGGUAUAGCUGUGUGCCAAUAAAACUUUAUUUACAAAACCAGGCAUGUAGCCAGAUUCAACCCACAGGCUGUAAUUGAACAACUCCUGGUAUAAAUGAUACCGUAACCAAUAGCUUUGUACAUAUUUUGGGCAUAUGUUUGAAUUUAUUGGGUAAAUUCCUAGGUUUAUAAAAGGCAUAUUCAUUUUUAAUUUUUGAAGAAUACUGCCAACUUGCCUUCCAAAGAGAACGCCUCAGUGUGCACUUUGCCAAGAGGAAGAAGAGUGUCAGUUUCUCCACUCCUUCACCAGUAUUACGUGUUUUCAAACAUUUUUAUCUUGAAUCUUAAGAGGUAAAACAUGGCAUCUCACUGUAACUUGAACUAAAAAAUUUUUUAUGUGUGGGAAUAUUUUCAUGUUUUAAAGACACUAAUUUACUAGUAAUAAUUUGCCCCCUUUUUAUCAACCUCAUUGAUUUGUAGACACUACAUAUGAAGAAAAUUAGUUCAUUGUCAUACAGGUUGAAAAUUGAACUAUGUUGCUGACUUCAAAAUGUUUUACGGGUAAGAUGGCUAAAAUCAUCUCAGGAACAAGAUGUCUUUACUUAACCCACUGUGAAAUAAAAUGGAGAGGAAACCAGUCAUAAGUCACAGAAUGAUAGAAACUAGUGAGAAAGAGGACUCUGGGGUUGCCCCAGGAGACUUGGCAGCUGGCAACCCUCAAUCAUGUCAAAGCAGGAACUCUUCAUCAUAACCUCCUACCCCUGCCUCACCCAGUCAACAUUCAGAUUGUCACGAGACAGCAUCUGAUGGCCAGACUUCAGUUAGUCACAUUCCUGCCCUGAUAAUGAGGUCUGGAAACAAGUGAGGUGCCAACAGGAAGGGGGAAUGAAUGGUAGGCAGCUACAAAAGGACAAGUCUGACAGAAGGUCUCAGUAUCUCGAGGUGGCAGGUUAGAGAUGUCUGUUUCUUCCUGUUGAUACGUGGCCACCGUUUCCUCCACCUGAUGGGGAUUCCAUGAGCAGGAGGAUCCCUGAUGCUAUUUGAGGUUACCUGUGCACGUGCUUGAUUCCUUUCCCAGUAUAACUGCUCAUCUCUUCCCUAAUUGGCAAGAACCCAUAUGUGGUAGACAUAAAACCCUGUCAUAUCAAUUGCA
This is a messenger RNA of Eptesicus fuscus (big brown bat), 5809 nucleotides long. It is a transcript of the gene DPP9, whose product is annotated as dipeptidyl peptidase 9. The coding region runs from base 146 to 2824 and encodes 892 amino acids. The record is from RefSeq and is a predicted model, not a curated record. Gene Ontology annotation, molecular function: dipeptidyl-peptidase activity; serine-type peptidase activity. Lineage: Eukaryota; Metazoa; Chordata; Mammalia; Chiroptera; Vespertilionidae. The transcript has 21 exons. Gene Ontology annotation, biological process: proteolysis.